Messenger RNA from Cololabis saira (Pacific saury), 4674 nucleotides. RefSeq names its product target of Nesh-SH3-like. The transcript has 22 exons. Gene Ontology annotation, biological process: positive regulation of cell-substrate adhesion; extracellular matrix organization. The record is from RefSeq and is a predicted model, not a curated record. Gene Ontology annotation, molecular function: protein binding. The coding region runs from base 35 to 3100 and encodes 1021 amino acids. Lineage: Eukaryota; Metazoa; Chordata; Actinopteri; Beloniformes; Belonidae.
UCGCUCCAGCAGCUUCCUGGUCCUCGUGGCUUUCAUGGCCGGCUCGGUUCUGUCCGGUCCUGCAACUCCCUACAGGAGCAGAGUGCGGCGCCAGAACAUGAAGGUCCGCAUCAGCACCACGGAGGACACCAUCGUGAUGAAGUUCCUGCGGCCCAACACCGACACCAAGCUGGAGGGAUACAUCCUGGGCUACGGCGGCAGCAUGUUCUCCAAGCAGUUCAUCCAGCUGCCGCAGAGCGGGAAGCCGUACGAGACCGAGUUCGAUGCCGAGCCCAAGUACCUGAUCGCGGUCCAGCCCGUCCCGGCCAACGAGGUCAAGAAGCAGUGCACAGGUAAAGUGGAGCUGCAGAAGCCGCUGCACCUGGUCAUCGGCACAGUGACGCCGUCCUCUGUCCUGCUGUCCUGGGGGACGCUGCUGAAGACGCCCUACGAGGGGAACGUCAUGAGCGACUGCCUAGAAGACGGACACUACACGGUCCGGUACCGGGAGAAGAACAGGAAGUGGAACUACCAGACCUGCCCCACGAGCGACACGGUCAUCGACAACUUGAAGCCCAACACGGUGUACGAGUUCGGCGUGCAGCCCACCUCCAAGGACGGCUCGGGGAUCUGGACCAAGCCGGUCCUGCACAACAUCAGCAUGCCGAGCGCCGACGAGAAAUCCAUCAGGAAGAACCUCAAGCGGCCCGUCAGCCCGCCGAAACCCUCGACUCCAGACUCUCACUCCUUCCCCUUCUCUCCUCAACACGUUCCCCAGAACAGGACCCGGGGCCGACAGCCCGCCUCUCCCCACACAUUUCCUCAGGCCACUCUCGCUGCCACCGUGAGAGCCACACAGGAAGUCCUGCCGACCCGCGGACCCCGACUUCCUGUGGUCAACGAACGGCCAAUAGGAGGAGAGCUCUCCAGAUCUGUUCUGGUCCCUCUAACAACCCAGACCCCCCCCCUUCCCCGUAUAACCACCACCGUGGCCAAACUGGACACAAACUGGAGGCGACUAAAGCCUCAGUCGCAACCGAACUCCGAGAGCCGACCAGAACAUCGACCUCCACAGUCAAGGCCCAAACCCCUGCAACGCCCCCAACGACCCCCCAGCCAAAGCCCGGUGCGACCACGUGCGACCCCCCAGCCGGAGAUCCAGACCAAACCACCAACCCAACGGCGAGCAAUGACCGAGCUCAAGCUGCAGAACCGUCCUCCAUCACAACCUCCGCCGCAGCCAGACUCCGAGGCCAAAGCACGACUCCAACCUGAACCAACGCCUCCGCCGACACCCCGGACUGAACCUCCAGCACCGGUCCAACCAGCACCACAUGUUGAGAUCCCCACCCUGAAACCUCGACACAAGCCUCAAGUCCAGGAGGAACCACCGAACAUUCACCCCCAACCCCAACCCCGACCCCAACCCAAGACGCCACAAGCACCGCCCAAGUCAAGCCUCCUGACGUAUAAGCCUAGGUUAGAUUUGACCCGGUCCGAAUCUACGGCACGGCCUCAGCCCCAGCCUCCGCCCAAUCAGCAGCCAGAUCCCCCAAAGAAGACCAGAAUCAGGAACAGCCAACGACGGCAGCCACGCCCAGCGCUGAAGCCUACGUCGGAGGCCAAGUCCCAACCCGGACCGCUUCCUAGGAGACCCCUGGUACCCCGAACCCAACCCCUGGUACCCCGGUCCCAACCCUUGGUACCCCGACCUCAGCCUCGGCCUCAACCUCGGACCAGGACCCACGUCCAUCACCCCAAGGUCACCCCAAAGACGGCGUUCCCUACGGCUCCUAGUGCACCAGAAGUGGGCGGGCCCCUACCGAUCCCCGCCCUGGCCAAAGAGAGGGCCGGUAGUUUCCCUCAUGGUUCCGGCUUCGUCAGACCAUCGUCCUCUGCCGACCCUCGAAGGAACGCCACCCUGCACCGCGGCCGCGGUUCUCCUCACUCCUCUAGUCAGGAUGUCAAAAAACACUCUCAGUCAAAGGCGGCCUCCUCUCACGCCUCCAACACGCCGGGCGUUCUGCCUCCUGCUGUUCCCGACAACAAGAGGCCCAACCUGGUGGGGAAACCUAGCGACCACGAUAAACCCAUGGACCUGAAGCAAGGAGACAAGGAGUCCAUCUUGAAGCCGUUCCCGGUGGUGACGGCCAAACCCAAGCAGGAGCGCAGGCAGCAGACGUCGACGCCGGCCCCCGUCGUAAACAGCACUCGCUUUGACAUCAACGACAACUCCUCCAUCUUCAGGCCUCUGCCGGCGUCGGAGGUCGACAUCAUGGGCCGGAAGCGCUUCGUCGCGCCGCACGUCAUCUACAAGACGGACAAGAAGCCGGACGAGCCGUGCUCCAUCACCGCCUCCAUGGCCUACUUCCCCGACGAGGAGGGCAGCGACCAGAACGUGACGGGGCCUCCGCGGACGCCGCCGUCCAACCUCACCGUGGUCACCGUGGAGGGAUGUCCAUCCUUCGUCAUCCUGGACUGGGAGAAGUCCGACAACGAGACCACAGAGUACGAGGUAAUUUCCACGACGACGGGACCGAACGGCCAGGAGAUUUCCAUCCUGACCACCAACCAGACGCACACGGCCGUGGAGAACCUCACGCCCAACAGCAGCUACGAGUUUAAAGUGACGCCGAAGAACGAGCUGGGGAGUGGACCCACCAGCGACCCGGUGACGUUCAGCACAGAAUCAGCGGAUCCUCGUGUGAGUGAACACGCCUCAGGCAAAGACGCCAUCUGGACCCAGUUCUCCUUCAAGGCCGACUCGUACUCCGAGUGCAACGGGAGGCAGUUCGUGAAGCGGACCUGGUACCGGAAGUUCGUGGGAAUCCAGCUCUGCAACUCGCUGAGAUACAAGAUCUACCUGAGCGACUCGCUGGCGGGGAAGUUCUACAACAUCGGGGACCAGACCGGCUACGGGGAGGAUCACUGUCAGUUCGUCGACUCUUUCCUGGAUGGCAGGACCGGAACCAAGAUGAUGGCUGACCAGCUCCCCAGCAGACCAGGUUUCUUCAGGGCGAUGCGGCAGGAGCCGGUCUUCUUCGGAGAGAUCGGAGGAAAGUCCCACGUGACCUACGUGGGCUGGUAUGAGUGUGGCACCCCCAUACCGGGGAAGUGGUAGGACCCCAACCCCCCCCACCCCGUUACCCACAAGCCCCCAGGAGGACGACUCCCUCUGCGGCGAGGAAGAGGAUCAGACGCCUGAUCAGGCCUGCAGGGAUGUGAAGCCUUUCCUCUGUUGCCAUGGAUACCGCAGGAGUCUGAACUCUGAAACCGGGCGUGAACCUUUAAAAAAGGACUUUUGUCAGAAAAAACAACCUCAAGUGCAUUUGUAAACGACUUUUUUCUAUUUAUCAAAGAUGCCACAGCAGAAGAAGAAGCGACGAACAUCCAGUGAUCAGAGUUGGGCAGCUGGCUCCCAAACCGUAGCAACGUGUAUGAUAAUAUUUAUCGAGGAAUCGUCAUUGAAUAUUCUGUGUUCUUGGGUGCUCCGACAUUUGACUCGAGAAAAACAUAUGCAAAAACUCAAAAUCUUACUAGGAAUAUUUGUCUUAUUUCUAGUUAAAAUGUCUCAUUUUUAGUCAAAAAAUAUCAUUACACUUAAAAACAAGAGUCAUUACCAGAAAGAUUACUUUUUUUUUUUUAAAUAAGUAGAAAAAUCUGCCAGUGGGACAAGAUUUAUCUUCUCAUUACAAGCAAAAAAAUCUUGUUCCACCGGCAGAUUUUUCUACUUAUUCUAAGUGAAAAUCUACUUGAAACAGGUGAAAAUUGUUGUUUUUUCCAGUGAUGAGUCUUGUUUUAAGUGUAAUCAGAUUUUUUUUACUAAAAAUUAGACAUUUUAACUAGAAAUAAGACAAAUAUUCUUGUUAAGAUUUUGAGUUUUUGCAGUGUAUGUCCACACACAUACACACGCACACACGCACACACACACAUGCAAAAAGAUGCCAGUCGUCGUUUCGGACUUGCAGAACCGAGUUUCUGCUGGACCCGAGGGAUUAUUAGCGGUUGCAUUUUGCACAGUAUUAAACAUUUGUUCAUAUCUGUAUAUUGAGAGAAUUAUGAUAUAUUUUUCAGGAGCAUAGCAGGAUUUGAUACUUUCAUACGUUUUUGUAAAAGAAAGCAGCUCAAGUGUAAAUGCAGACUCAUUGUCAGGCGGCCAACAGUGAACCCUGGGUUUGUUUUGUGUUUUUAAUAAUAAUAAAGUCUGAAAGAUACAAACAAAGGAACCAUCCCGGAAGUAAAAUAGGAUCUAUUUGGCUAAACUGCAAAAAGCAGGUAAAACCUCAGAUAAAAGCAGGUAAAACCUCAGAUAAAAUCAGGUAAAACCUCAGAUAAAACAGGUAAAACCUCAAAAUCAGAUAAAAGCAGUUAAAACUUCAAAAUCAGAUAAAAGCAGGUAAAACCUCAGAUAAAAGCAGGUAAAACCUCAGAUAAAAGCAGUUUUUUUCUCAGAUGUCUUUCAUGGCUGCAACUGUGAGAUGUACCACACGUUUUCAGAUAAUAUAAUAAUCUUGCCUUUAUAUUUACUGAAUAUCAGUUGCUUUAAUGGGAAAAGACCCGCUAGAAAAGCUUCAACCAUUGACUUUUAUCCCCCCGUUAUUUCCAGGUGCAACGAUCCCGCUGACUCGGGUCUAUUUUCUUUAGUUUGUAAAUUGUGAGCUUGUGCAACUAAUUAAAAACUGUUUAGACUCAGAA